Molecule: messenger RNA, 1565 nt
Organism: Triticum dicoccoides
Lineage: Eukaryota; Viridiplantae; Streptophyta; Magnoliopsida; Poales; Poaceae
Exons: 1
Coding region: 132-1436 (434 amino acids)
Source: RefSeq, a predicted model, not a curated record
GUUCCGCCUCUAGAUCUGUCCCAACUUGCUUCGAUUUUGAUCAAAAAACUUCCUUAUUUCUUUUGAAUCUACUAUUUCUGAUCCUCCCAGGAGAGAAGCAUCUUACUAACUAGAUCGUCGGACAGUCGAAGAUGAGCGGCGGCAUCCGGCGGUUCCUGAACCUAGGGGUGCAUGACGGGCGCAACCGCGCGUAUUCGUUGCGCCGCUUGGACCUCUCCAAGAUAAACUUUUUUCACCGGACGGCAGAUGAGGUGGCCGCGCAGGGCAAGGUGCUGCCAACACUGACCCCCGCCAAGGCCUCGGUGCCCAACAGGAAAAGGAUCUGCAACACUAAUCUAGCGGCGGCAGAGGCGGCGGCGCCCAAGAUCAAAAAGGCGCCAGCAAGCGAGUUGGUCAUGAGGCCACCGGAAGUCUCGUCCUGCCUGCCGGGCCGUCACUGCGUUCAUUUCUUCCCCACCGCCUCGGAGAAAACAUUCGUCUUGGGCGACCGCGCGAAUCGCAUGCUACGCUUCGACAUGGGCGAGCACUGCCGCUCGAUCGAUACCAUGCCAAGCCUCCACGAGCACAAGCACUCGCCGUUGUCAAUCACCGUCCCUCCGUCGGACUCACACCUCGAUGAUGGAGAAGACUGCGGGGACCUCUACAUCAUCGAUAGGAUCCUCCAUCCGGACAAGUCCGAGGUGAAGCCGCAGUUCGAGGCCCUGGUGUGGAGGGCAGAGCAUCCGCGCUCCUUUUCUAGCAGGUCCUGGCACUGUGACAUCCUCCCGCUGCCACCGUGGAUCAUCCACCAGAAGCACGCCUACGUCUAUGGCCACGCCCUCGUGGGCGACACCAUCUGCUUCUCUAUCGCCGGUGCCGAGGGCACUGGCACCUACUGCUUCUACAUCAAGACUCGUGAGUGGAGCACGGCUGGCGACUGGCUUAUUCCGUUCCAGGGCAAGGCGGAAUACGUCCCGGAGCUCGGGCUCUGGUUCGGUGAAUCACAAGGCCUCCCCUGCGCUGCUGACAUCUCUGGCGUCCUCAGAGGGGAGGAGCCGCUGCCGGAGAAGAUGCGGAUCUGGGCGAAUGAUGACCUGCCAGAGGAGUGGCAGCCGAGCGAAUUGUGCAAGUCCAAGGUCAUCAGCGUUGGCUCCGGCAGGUUCAUUGUUGCUGACUUCUUGGAUUCCAUGAUAUUUGACAAGGACUGCAAUGAGAUGGUUACUGGCAAGCAAUUUGCCCUCUUUACUGGUAUGGAGGUAGUGUACGGCAAUGGCAAGAAUGGCAAUGGCGCCAACAAAGACAAUGACAACUACAAUAGUGGCAACAAUGGCAUCUGCAAAGACAAUGGAAACAUUGGCAGCAAAGGCAAAGAGAUGAUGCGUGGCCUCCGUAUGAUUAAGCACAAAUCCAUUCGUUACAUGUUUAACAAGCAACUGAGUAUCGAGGCGGUGCUCUGAAUGAUUCAGUAUGACAUUUUGACUUGCUGAACUCUAGCUAGUGUUUGACUAUAUCUGUGCAUGCAUGCUGGGACUAAAUGCGCUAAAGUGUACUCUUGCUGCUCCCUUUGUUUUUGCUCCGCUUUAGUA